Rhizoctonia solani is the source of this 417-nucleotide messenger RNA. Its product is annotated as ribosomal proteins L26 eukaryotic, L24P archaeal. Gene Ontology annotation, biological process: ribosomal large subunit biogenesis; cytoplasmic translation. Gene Ontology annotation, molecular function: structural constituent of ribosome; RNA binding. The transcript is spliced from 4 exons. The record is from RefSeq and is a predicted model, not a curated record. NCBI's taxonomy places the organism in Eukaryota, Fungi, Basidiomycota, Agaricomycetes, Cantharellales, Ceratobasidiaceae. Gene Ontology annotation, cellular component: cytosolic large ribosomal subunit; ribosome. The coding region runs from base 1 to 417 and encodes 138 amino acids.
AUGGCCAAAUUUAACGCGGACGUUUCCUCUUCCCGCCGCAAGAGCCGAAAGGCUCACUUUGACGCAUCUUCUGGCCUACGUAGGAAGAUCAUGUCUGCUUCGCUCUCGAAGGAGCUUCGCGGAAGAUACAACGUCCGCGCUCUCCCUGUUCGCAAGGACGACGAAGUCUUGAUUGUACGCGGAAAGUACAAGGGGCGAGAUGGAAAGAUCAUCCAAGUUUACAGGAAGAAAUGGGUCAUUCACGUUGAUCGUGUCCACCGCGACAAGUCGAACGGCUCCACUGCUCCCAUUGGCAUCCACCCGAGCAAUGUUGUCAUUCAGACGCUCAAGCUCGAUAAAGACCGUCGGGCUAUCCUCGAACGCAAGGACAGGAAGCGCACACCUGGUGAGAAGAAGGAAGAGGCCGAGACUGCAUGA